Messenger RNA from Penicillium canescens, 582 nucleotides. Its product is annotated as AAA-ATPase Vps4-associated 1 family protein. The coding region runs from base 1 to 582 and encodes 193 amino acids. Gene Ontology annotation, cellular component: endosome. The record is from RefSeq and is a predicted model, not a curated record. The transcript has 4 exons. Lineage: Eukaryota; Fungi; Ascomycota; Eurotiomycetes; Eurotiales; Aspergillaceae. Gene Ontology annotation, biological process: vacuolar transport.
AUGUCAUUGACCAACGUCUACCAUGUGCGUCGCGUGGCGGAUACCUCGGCAAAAGCGUGCCUGAUCUGCUACAAACCGUCAACCAGCGUGAUGGUCACGCCAGACCACAAGGACUUCUUCUACGUGUGCCCCGCACAUCUGCAAGACAAGCACUUCUGCUCUCCAAUAAUCGACACAGAAGGCCAAGCAGCACGCGCCAAAGAAGAAGCAAUGGCGAAAGAAAUUGAAAUGGUCAAAAAAGAAUAUGAGGAGAAGCAACGACGAAAGAAAGAGCGCGAAAAGGAGUCAAGCAGAGAAGAUAAAGAGGACAAAGCCAAGAGUAAAGAUGAGUCUAAAGACAAGGACAAAUCCAAAAAUUCAAAUACGAAUGACGAAAAGGAAAGGGAUGAGAGGAUCGCUUCUAUUCAGAAAGGUACCGGAAUAGAGAAGAAAACGGAUGAUUCACCACGAGUUUUCGCUUUGCAUAAGAAUUUCUAUCAGAUGCGUAUCGACCGGCAACGAAACAUAGAAAUAGCGAAGCGGAAUCAGGAAAGACUGAAGAACCCUUCAUUAUUUCCAUCUGUGCCGUCAGGAAAUCCUUGA